AUGGUAACUCUUGACGAGAUUGCAGACACAAGUCUGCUUCAGAAGCCUUUCGACAAAACAGCUGAUCUGCUGGAACGUAGUGAAUCAAACUACAAGCCCCUCGACAGCUUCGCCCUGCCAAAAGACCGCCAGUACCAACAGCAGUUCGCCGACAUAUACUUCUUGCGUCUCGCCAAAAUCAAGCCCGCAGUCGAGGAGGUUGCUAGCGCAGCAUGGGAGGGCACCGUUCUUGGCGGUGAGACGGCGACCAAGGUGAAUCGGGUGUUGGAUGUCCGCCAGGGCCAGUUGUGCUGGGUUGCGGGGACCGUCUACAUGGACAUGCCCUUGAAGCCCAGUGUUUUGGAAGAUGUGUCCAAGGAUCGUUGGAUCUCGGCACCCGUCACAGCCGACCGAUACUACUGCGAGAAUGGUGGCGAGUCAAUCAUGUUGGAGGACGAUUCGGGUCGUAUCCGCCUCGUCGGCAACGUCCUCAGGGACUACUUUCUGGUGACGGGCUGCAUCAUCGCGGCCAUGGGCACGGAGAACGUCAAUGGCGAAUUUGAGGUUAUCGAUCUUAAAUUCGCCGACCUUCCUCCUCAGCCCGAGCGCUGGUCCCUCUCUAAACCCUUCUCCAGCGGCGCCAUCAAGAAGUCAAAAGUAAAAGACGAAGACGUCGAUAUGACAGACUCACAACCCUCAAAGAAGAUUGCCAUCGUCUCCGGACUCGAGUUCUCCGGCACCGACACCUCUUACGCGAUGGAGCUCAACCUCCUCCUGGAAUUUCUCCUCGGCGAAGCUCUCGACCCAUCCGCACAGUCCGAGCUCUCCCACAUCUCCCGCUUGAUCAUAGCAGGCAACUCUAUCGCCAAGCCCUCCGACCACGAAUCCGGCUUCACCACCACUACCAGCACCACGGCGGACAGCAAGAAGCCCCAAAAAAAAUACGGCUACGACGCGUCCUCGUACAACCCCCUACCCUCCCAACUCCUCGACACCUUCCUCUCGACCCUCCUCCCCACCAUCCCCAUCACCCUCCUCCCAGGCACCUUCGACCCAGCCAACGCAAGCUACCCGCAACAGCCGAUCCACUUGGCCAUGUUCCCAAAAGCGCGGACCUACGCUCCCGUGCCGGGCUCGGCCGAGCCCGGGUGGUUGGACCCCGUGACGAACCCGUGGGAGGGCGAGGUGGAAGGUUGGCGGGUGCUGGGCACAGGCGGGCAGAACCUGGACGACAUAUGCAAGUACGUCGACAGCGAGGACCGGCUGGGCAUGAUGGAGGCCAUGUGCCGGUGGCGAUGCAGCGCGCCGACGGCGCCCGACACGCUGUGGUCAUACCCGUUCCAGGAAGACGAGCCCUUCGUUAUGAAGGAGUGUCCGCAUCUCUACUUUGUGGGUUGCCAGCCCACCUUUGGGACUAAGCUCAUCGAGGGCCCCCAGGGGCAGACGGUGCGGCUCAUCUUGGUGCCCUCCUUCGCCUCGACCAAGGAGAUAGUGCUGGUGGACACCGAGACGCUGGACGUGUCAAAGGUGAAAAUCAAUGCUUGA
Parathielavia appendiculata is the source of this 1524-nucleotide messenger RNA. RefSeq lists its product as uncharacterized. Lineage: Eukaryota; Fungi; Ascomycota; Sordariomycetes; Sordariales; Chaetomiaceae. Gene Ontology annotation, molecular function: DNA binding. Gene Ontology annotation, cellular component: delta DNA polymerase complex. The transcript is spliced from 4 exons. The record is from RefSeq and is a predicted model, not a curated record. Bases 1 to 1524 code for a protein of 507 amino acids. Gene Ontology annotation, biological process: DNA replication; DNA strand elongation involved in DNA replication.